AUGCAGCUUCCUCUCUUCAUCAAGAUGCUUCCUCUCUUGAUCAAGAUGCUUCCUCUCUUCAUCAAGAUGCUUGCUCUCUUCAACAAAGUGCUUCCUCUCUUCUUCAAAGUACUUCCUCUCUUCAUCAAGAUGCAGCUUCCUCUCUUGAUCAAGAUGCUUCCUCUCUUGAUCAAGAUGCUUCCUCUCUUCAUCAAGGUGCUUCCUCUCUUCAUCAAGGUGCUUCCUCUCUUCAUCAAGAUGCUUCCUCUCUUCAACAAAGUGCUUCCUCUCUUCAUCAUGCAGCUUCCUCUCUUCAACAAAGUGCUUCCUCUCUUCAUCAAGAUGCUUCCUCUCUUCAUCAAGGUGCUUCCUCUCUUCAUCAAGAUGCUUCCUCUCUUCAUCAAGGUGCUUCCUCUCUUCAUCAAGAUGCUUCCUCUCUUGAUCAAGAUGCAGCUUCCUCUCUUCAACAAAGUGCUUCCUCUCUUCAUCAAGAUGCUUCCUCUCUUCAUCAAGAUGCUUCCUCUCUUGAUCAAGAUGCUUCCUCUCUUCAUCAAGAUGCUUCCUCUCUUCAUCAAG
Molecule: messenger RNA, 555 nt
Organism: Trichomonas vaginalis G3
Lineage: Eukaryota; Parabasalia; Trichomonadida; Trichomonadidae
Product: SLEI family protein family
Exons: 1
Source: RefSeq, a predicted model, not a curated record